AUGAUACCUAACGGAGUACGGGUGCCCCACCCGUGUAAAGCCAGCAACCUGUGGCACGGGGUGGGCCACAUGAACAGUGAGGGUGGCGGCUCCAGGAACGUCUUCGGGGUGGCGUUUGAAAAGGCUGGUCACACGUGGACGAGAGAAUUGUGUCAGGCUGACUCUGAUGGCGAUGGCAAAACCAACGGCGAAGAGCUGGGCGACCCCAGGUGUGUCUGGACACGUGGUUCUACACCUGAGAAAACAAGUGGCCUCAGUCAUCCAGGUAUCUGCGAACCUUUGGAAAGUGAGGCAUGCCAGUUGAAGGAAGUUCCUCCCGCCCCGGGUAACGUGUACAAGUAUCAGAGGGGGUGGAUGGCUGAUGCUUGCAAAAACGGCGAGUUCGAAUGUGAAGACCUAAAAAACACAGCGGACGUCCGCCAGAUGAAGAUUCGCAUCCCUCCUACCAGGGUGCCGGCGAAGGAAACGACUUACAUGUGCGCCUACGUUGACUUCGAGAACGUCACCACUGACUUCCACGUCAUCGCCAACACCCCGAUCAUCAACAACAGCUACGUCAUGCACCACAUGACCUUGAUGGGGUGUCCCAACGGAUACGAGGAUCCAGAGCAAGCACUUCACCAACCGUUUGAGUGCUACAUGGGUAGCUGCGUGGACAUCCUCGCCGUCUGGACUCUAGGAAUGAACGGUCAAUGCUUUCAUCGAGAUGCCGGCUUCAAAGUAGGAGCUAAUAGCUACAAGAGGUUGAGGAUAGAGUACCACUGGAAUAACCCCAUGCGACAGUCGGACUUCGUGGACAGCUCCGGGUUCACCCUGUACUACACCCCUCACCUUCGGCGCCACAACAUGGGCAUGCUGGUGGUUGGUCAGGAGUACCUGGAGAUCCCGCCCUUCACUGACCUCACCGUGGCCUCUUCGGACUGCACGGCCACGUGCACCAAAAACCUUCUAAAGAGCGACAUCUAUGUCACGAGCGCCUUCAACCACAUGCACUAUCUGGGUAAAAGCAUGCUCAUGGAACAUCAUCGUGGCUCACAGAUGCUGAGGUACAUCACCAAGGACUUGGCCUACGACUACAACACCCCUGUCAUCCACAGUUUUUCAGACCCGCUGGUCAUUCAACCCGGCGACACCAUUCGGACCACGUGUCACUUCAAGUCCAGCGACAAGUCAGUCACCACUUUUCAGGGGGAGAACACCUCAGACGAAAUGUGUUAUGGUUUCAUUACUUACUUCCCUGUGGAGAGCGUGCCUGGCAAAGCCUGCCUCUCCCCAUGGAAGGGGUACAUGGACUGCGACCCCAGCACCCAGUUCGGGUGUUCUUCGCAGGAGAGAAAGAAGUUUUCUGGUCAGCAGCUGAACAACACCAACCUGUUUCGCGACAUCACCAGCGUCUGUAAGCCUGUCUCAAAGUGCACGGAGGAGUGCAAAUCAGCGAUCAAAGCCGCCAUGGCACGUGAGCCGUGCAUGCAGACCCAAGAUGGCCGCGACUUCGUGGAGAGUUUGAUGCUGCGACACAGCACGGGGCGGAUGUUGAUGGACUACCUACUGCCCUGUCAGCUGAGCAUCUACAAAGACGGUCAGAAAGACGGCGAGGCAUGUACAGAAGCAGUAGUCGAUGAAACUUCAGGCGGCGAGACACCUGAGAUGACACUCAUUCUCCUGGCUUUUCUGGUUCCUGUGUCCUGCCUCUGGUCGUGGAGCUGA
Molecule: messenger RNA, 1707 nt
Organism: Pomacea canaliculata
Lineage: Eukaryota; Metazoa; Mollusca; Gastropoda; Architaenioglossa; Ampullariidae
Product: DBH-like monooxygenase protein 2
Exons: 10
Coding region: 1-1707 (568 amino acids)
Molecular function (GO): copper ion binding; dopamine beta-monooxygenase activity
Source: RefSeq, a predicted model, not a curated record